AGGCGGGGCGGAGGGAGAGGAGGGCUCGCAGGAGCUGAUAUGUCCGCCAUCUUGGAGCGUCGGUGAUGGUGGCAAGCGGUGGCUUUCCCGCCUGAGCGGAGGCAGCGUGGGGCCUGUGGCGGGGGGACGCGCUUGCCGAGACCAGCAUGUUUUGGAAAUUUGAUCUCCAUUCGUCAUCCCACAUAGAUACACUUCUAGAGAGAGAAGAUGUAACACUGAAAGAACUGAUGGAUGAAGAGGAUGUUCUGCAAGAGUGCAAGGCUCAGAAUCGCAAACUUAUAGAGUUUCUGCUGAAGUCAGAAUGUUUGGAAGACUUAGUUUCAUUUAUUAUCGAAGAGCCACCUCAAGACAUGGAUGAAAAAAUUCGAUAUAAAUAUCCAAACAUAUCGUGUGAGCUGCUUACGUCAGAUAUCUCGCAGAUCAAUGAUAGGCUGGGAGAAGAAGAAUCCUUACUUAUGAAACUGUACAGCUUCCUCUUAAAUGAAUCUCCUCUAAACCCUUUACUAGCCAGUUUCUUCAGCAAGGUGCUAAGUAUUCUUAUAAGCAGAAAACCAGAACAGAUUGUGGAUUUUUUAAAGAGGAAACAUGAUUUUGUAGACCUCAUUAUUAAGCACAUCGGGACCUCUGCUAUCAUGGACUUGUUGCUCAGGCUACUGACUUGCAUAGAACCACCACAGCCCCGGCAAGAAGUGUUAAGUUGGCUAAAUGAGGAGAGAAUUAUCCAGCGGCUUGUGGAAAUUGUACAUCCAUCUCAAGAUGAAGAUAGGCAUUCAAAUGCAUCCCAGUCACUCUGUGAAAUUAUUCGUCUAAGCAGAGACCAGAUGUUACAAGUACAGAACAGUACAGAACCAGAUCCACUGCUUGCAAGUCUAGAGAAACAAGAAAUCAUAGAGCAGCUGCUGUCUAAUAUUUUUCAUAAAGAAAAAAAUGAAUCUGCAAUAGUCAGUGCAAUCCAAAUACUAUUGACCUUACUUGAGACAAGACGACAGACAUUUGAAGGCCAUAUAGAAAUCUGUCCUCCAGGCAUGAGCAAUUCAACAUACUCAGUCAACAAAAGUGUUUUAGAAGCCAUAAAAGCACGACUUUCAUCCUUCCAUGAACUCCUACUUGAGCCUCCAAAAAAAAGUGUUAUGAAGACAACCUGGGGUGUAUUGGAUCCACCUGUGGGAAACACACGUUUAAAUGUGAUUAGAUUAAUAUCUAGCCUUUUACAGACAAAUACAAGCAGUGUGAAUCGGGAGCUUAUAGAGCUUAACAGCAUAGGAGUAAUACUGGACAUGUUCUUUAAGUAUACAUGGAAUAACUUUUUGCAUACCCAAGUAGAAAUCUGUAUUGCACUGAUUCUUGCAAGUCCUCUUGAAAGCACAGAAAAUGGCACAAUUACAGAUCAGGAUUCCACUGGGGACAAUCUCUUACUGAAACAUCUCUUCCUUAAGUGCCAAUUAAUAGAACGAAUACUUGAAGCAUGGGAGAUGAAUGAGAAGAAACAGGCUGAAGGAGGAAGACGGCAUGGCUAUAUGGGUCAUCUGACAAGGAUAGCAAACUGUAUUGUGCAUAGUACAGAUAAGGGGCCAAACAGUACACUAGUCCAACAGCUCAUUAAAGAGCUUCCAGAGGAGGUCAGGGAGCAAUGGGAGACAUUCUGCACAAGUUCUUUAGGAGAAACUAACAAGAGGAAUACAGUGGACCUGGUUACUACCUGCCACAUUCAUUCUUCCAGUGAUGAUGAAAUUGACUUUAAAGAAACUGGCUUCUCACAGGAUUCUUCUUUGCAGCAGGCCUUUUCUGAUUAUCAGAUGCAACAAAUGACGUCCAAUUUUAUUGACCAGUUUGGCUUCAACGAUGAGAAGUUUGCUGAUCAAGAUGACAUCGGCAAUGUUUCUUUUGAUCGGGUCUCAGACAUCAACUUUACCCUCAAUACGAAUGAAAGUGGCAAUAUAGCCUUGUUUGAGGCAUGCUGUAAGGAGCGGAUACAGCAGUUUGAUGAUGGUGGCUCUGACGAAGAAGACAUUUGGGAAGAAAAACAUAUUGCAUUUACACCAGAGUCCCAGAGGCGUUCCAGUUCGGGCAGUACGGACAGUGAAGAAAGUACAGAUUCUGAAGAGGAGGAUGGAACAAAACAAGACUUGUUUGAAUCACACGCCAAUACAGAGGACAAAAUGGAAGUAGACUUAAGUGAACCACCAAACUGGUCAGCUAACUUUGAUGUACCCAUGGAGACUGCACACGGUGCCAGUCUGGAUUCUGUUGGGUCUGAUGUGUGGAGUACAGAAGAACCUAUGCCAGCAAAAGAAACUGGCUGGGCUUCCUUUUCAGAGUUCACAUCCUCUUUGAGCUCAAAAGAUUCCUUAAGAAGUAAUUCUCCUGUGGAAAUGGAAACAAACACAGACACAAUUGAUCCCUUGAGUGCAAAUGUAACUGCUCUUGCAACACAGCUAGAGACCCCAGGGAGUGUUGCUAUGGAGGCCAGCUCAGAUGGAGAGGAUGAUGUAGAAAAUGCAGACAAGGUAACUGAAACAGUAAUGAACGGCAGCAUGAAGGAGACACUGAGCCUUACUGUAGAUGCUAAAACUGAAACGGCUGUUUUCAAAAGUGAGGAAGGAAAAUUGUCUACCUCGCAGGAUGCUUCUUGUAAAUAUGUAGUAGAAGAGAAUGCAGAGGUUGCAGAAGAGGCUCCUUCAGCUCUGCAGCCUACUGACAGCAGUCCAGAACAGAGGACUGAUCAACACACCCAUUUAGGAGAGGCAUCUGUUAAUGGCCCUGUAUGAUAUGUGAUGUCUACUACCUUGGCUGAAGAAAAUGAACUGAUAUCCAGGUGUUUGAGUGUUUCUUGAGGAUUUCAUCUAGACCCUGUUGAAGCCAGUCACUGCUGCACUAAUUUCACAAGGGAUCAGGACCAGCAACAUUUAUAUUCUAGAUUUUAAGACAUUGUACAGAAAUUCAUAAGUGUAAAAAUAUUGCACAUUGAGAAAUACCAAUAAUUUUUGCGUAUGUUUAUAUUGUAUUGUUCUAAAUAAUGGGUGGCCUGUGAAAUAAGAUCCUGCUACCCAUGUAAUGAUGACAGUAGUGUUACUAUAGUUAAAACGGCUGUAAGAAUAGUUUUAUAAAAAAGUGAAUACACAAAUCUAAUGUAUUUGAGACAUAACUAUUUGAUGAUUAGUGUGACCAAAGUAUUUAGCAGUUUUCAUACAUUUUUCACCUUGUUAAAAAAAAAAAAAAAGAUGAAUUCAUGUUUCUUCUGAAACUGAAAUGCCCUAUAAAUGUUAUUUUGGUUGUUUUAGCUUACAAAAGUGAUUUAAAUAAGAAUUUUUUGGUGUUCAACAUUUUACAACAGGUUUUUUAAUUGGUAAUUGUUUUCUGUAUUGUUUAAAACAGAUCAGAAAUGUAAGUCUAUUGGUAGAGAUUUUAAGUAUUUAUUGCUACAACUUAGUUGACAAAUUGAUGUUACUGUAAAGCCAUAUGUUCUGUUAAGUCUUGUUUGCUUGAAACAAUACCUUACAGGUGAAACACUAGAAUAUUUGAAGUGCACAUGGCUUGUUGUGUUUAAGUGAUUCACCUGCCUUUUAACCCAUUCACCAAGAUUUAGUUUAAUACCAAGCAUUAUACAAUGGAACAUUUCAGAACAAUCUGCGUAUUUAAAACGCUAUAAACCUUUUAGACAAGUCAAGUAAAUGAAAUGCCCGUGCUGCUAAUGUAAUUACAGUACAUGCAUUUUAAAAGUAUAUAGUGUUUUUAAUACCAAUUUUGGCAGCAGAGCAUGUUAAUUGUUACUUUCACUGUACUGAUCUGUGUGAGGCUUUCAUUUGUAUGUUCUAAACCAGUUUUUUCACAGCUGGUUUGUAUAUAUAUAGUGAUUAUGGAAACUAAUUCAGUGUAAUUUAUAAUUUUCUAUGUCAGUGUAAAAUUCCAACAGCCUUCUCAAACAAACAGAAGCAAUAGACUGUAUAUUGCCACAUUGUCUGGUGAAAGGGUUAAAGUACUUCACCUCCUGCACUUUUAGAUGCAAAUCCAUUUUUGUUUCUGUAAUAGUUGUAUUCAUUUAUUUUUUACACAAUUUGUUUUCCUGACCAGUAUUUAAAGCCAAAAGGAUACUCUAAACAAUGGCCAAUGAUUUAUUUUAGAAGGCGUCCCAAGCAACGUGCCUAAACAUUACAUUGCAUACAGAAAUAAAAAAAACAACACAUGUAUAAUGGCAUUGCCCUUAUUGCUUUCUCUUGCAUUUUCUGCAGCAAAUUUUAGUGGCAUUCAUCAUUGCGAAUUAUUAUAAACUGAUCAGUUGUGUGAAAAUGGAGGGGAAAAAACACAGUAUCAUAGGUGGAAUUGGUAACUAUGGUUGUCCUUUUAUUUGUACUUUAUAAAUGAUUGAAU
Pygoscelis adeliae (Adelie penguin) is the source of this 4368-nucleotide messenger RNA. RefSeq names its product protein phosphatase 6, regulatory subunit 3 (gene PPP6R3). Gene Ontology annotation, molecular function: protein phosphatase regulator activity; protein phosphatase binding. Lineage: Eukaryota; Metazoa; Chordata; Aves; Sphenisciformes; Spheniscidae. The transcript is spliced from 23 exons. Bases 147 to 2768 code for a protein of 873 amino acids. Gene Ontology annotation, cellular component: nucleus; cytosol. The record is from RefSeq and is a predicted model, not a curated record.